GCCAAUGAGGUGGUCGGACGAGGCGCCCAAGAUAGUUUUGAAUGUUGUCAACACAGUCGUGAGCGAUGGUGUGUGUUAUCUGGGCUCUCUCUAAUAUUCCUGGACCUUCCUCAUCUAGUCCAACAUGAGCAACAAGCAGUGUAUCACAGGGCCGUACCGUGCCACCAAACUGUGGAAUGAUGCAGUACGGUCCUUCUACAAUGGAAUGCCAGUCUCACGACAUUGGAAGGGUUUACGGCAAUAUGACAGGUGUUUUACAGCUACAGAAGCCAUUGACUGGUUGCUCAAUCACCUACAGAGUAACCCAAACUUUGGUGACAGUGUUUCAAGAGACCAGACUGCUAAACUUCUUAGAAAAUUCUUAAAAGCUGGCCUGAUUGAAGAUGUGCGUGGAAAUACAACACGACCCGAUGACUUCAAGGAUAGUAGAGAACUCUACAAGUUUAGCAAUAGAUCACCUCUGAAAGCAUUACGCACGCCUCGCACACCUGGUCGACCAGUAUUAGGAACUUUGCAAAACAAUGCCUCCAAUCAUAUGGAAAACCAAGAUGGAGCAUCUCCAUUUUUAAGAAAAAGGUUUCAGGGAUCAAUAAGAAAGUCGACCAAAGGAACUGAAAAUCUGGAUGACAGACCGUGCAAUGGUUCAAUCCGUACUAAAAAUGGACCAAAAAGAGCAGGGUCAAUUCAUUCUGGAGAAAACGCCGUCAAUGAGAUAAAAGACCGAGGAGGUAUGCAAGAGUGCCAUCUAGUAGCCAAGCAGCUGUCCAAGGCUGAAACCAAUGACGUAUGGAAACACGUCCUGUUUGGCAAGCUAGACACGGUGUGUGAACGAUUAUUGUUUGGUGACACCGCCUCCAUACUAGACCCCAGUCUAGUGGAAGGAGAGUGGAUACAUCACAAUAUGACCAAACUUACUUCAAGGGGUGUGGUUCAGGUUCCCGAGGCUCAUCCUGACGACCUUCCCAAUUGGAUCCUCACUGCUAUGAAGUGCAUGGCACACUGGCCAAAUGUUGUAGACACAACUUGCAAUAUUCCCAACUACCCUGGUGUGGAGAAAGAUGUUUUCAAAAUUGUUCGUGACUUCUUCACUAAUCUGGUUACUCCCCUGAUUCCAUAUGAACUCUACGAAUCAUUUAUUAGAAUUUACAUUGGUGCAGAGUUUUUGGACAUCACCUACCGCUCUCCAAAUUCAGCUGGUGGAGUAUCCUCUAGUGGUAAAAGUUGUGAUGGAAGCUACAAUGCAGAGGAUUUUAAUGAUAAUGACUCUGUUGAAGAUUUGAUGUUAAACAUGAGCAUUUCUGGUCAGCAAAAGACUUCUACACCAAACACAGACAAUGAAAAUAAUACAAGUGGAGAGAAGCAAGGAUUGGAAGGACACAGAACAUUCAGACGGGAGGGAUCAAGUAGAAGUCUGGGGAGCAACUUGCACACUCCGUCAGGAAGACAAACUGCUCUUUUGAAUUCUUCUAAUCUUCAAAGUCUUAAGCUUAGAAGGCUAAAAAAUUACACGGAUUUUAAAGAGGAUAACUUGUAUCCCACCCUUUUGGAAGGAAGUCAUGAAGGAAGUGGUAUAGGAAUUCCUUCUCCUAAUCAUGAAAGUAUAAGGCCAUUGAGCCGCCAAAGUAAAAUUUCCAGCGAGCCCUCGAUGCACAGACAACCAGAAACUGUUCGAUCUGUCAAAACUAAUGAUUAUGCAAGGAGGGUAAGGAAAGAAAAUGAUGGCAAAGAGGAGAGUUGUGAACUUGCUGGUGCUAUUAGGAGCUCAGAGUUAAGUAGUUUUGAUCUACCCCAAAACUGCUGCUUUGAAACUGCAUUUACAUCAGACAGUCCAAGAACAAGGAUAAUUCCACAGAAGUCGGUGGACUCUCUGCAUUUCAAAAAUGGUGAAAGGUUAAAAGUACUUCUGAAACAGAGACCUAAAAGCAUUGCUGUGCCAUCAUGUUCAUCUUGUGACAGGCAAGUAUCAACCACCAAUUUCUGGGAUACUACCAAAGAAUUAAAGAAUGUUUCAAGAGUUUCAGAUUUAUUUAAGUCUAGCAUAAUGUCGACAAACACAAGUGGUGAAUAUGUAACUGCUUUGAUGCACUCGCCAUUAAACCGUUCUAGAUCAGCUGGAAACCUGGAAAUCCUGAAUGAAGAUAAAAUCACUCAAAAUUCCUCCGACUCUGUGAGUGUACAUAAUUUAAAUGAAAUUAAUCCUACAAGAAGUUUGGCGAGCAGAAUUAGAGACUCCAUUAAAAGGAAGCACUCGCGUGAUGAUUCAUUUUCUAGAAAGCGUAGUAAUGUAAGUAGAGAAAGCAAAGAUCUGAGUGCAGAAAGUGGAAAGUUCAAAAAUUUGGAUCAUUUAAGAACAAAAUCCGGGGGUUACAUGAAUCCUACCCUUUCCCCAGAUAAUACUAGUCAUGAGGAUAUUAGAAGUAUUAAAUCAUAUGCGUCGGAUUACCAAGAACUUGACUCGGGUUUGAGUCAUCUUCGCACGAAGUCUGGAGGCUUUCUAAAUUUGGCUUUGAUGCCAUCCAAUAACAGCAUUGAUACAGUUGAUUCUGCAAACACUUUCUCUGGAGCUUCAACCACAUGCUAUCACACGGCUGUGCAACAUCAGCGUUCUGUUUCUCCUCUUUAUGGUCGUAAAAGUCACGAGCAUUUCAUACCAUCUCGGACCGAGGUACUCAGGAAUAGACAUAAUACACCAGAUGGGUGUCUAAGUCAUAGUUUAUCAUCUUCAUCUGGAUGUAGCGUAUACCAUUCUGCUUUAUCACAGACAAGUCGGAAUAGCACACCAAAUCCUACAAGUCCUCCUGUACCACCAAGGGUUGCACGACCAGUGAGUGGGAUGGGUGGCAUUUAUUCAAAAUCACAAUCUCAAGAGUGCCCCAAAAUACCAAACUAUGAAAAUGUGGCAGACCUCUCCAAGCAGUUGUCAUCAUCUGCGAACGAGCUGAGUGACCGAUGGGCCGACCGAACUCCGUACGGACAGGUGCCCCCAUAUGCUCAGGGGGGAGUGUGGCGUCACUACCACUCCUCCCCAAGUAAGCGUCUCAUUGGGCGCAGGAAAGGGAUCGAGGUUUACUAUGGGAGCAAAGCUUGUCUGCCUGGGCUUCUAACAAGAGAGGGUAAGGACAUUGCCAUCAGUUCUGUUAGAUUGUUGCUGUUACUGUUAGCUCCGGUGCGACGAAGGAAGCUGCAUCUUCUACUUCGCAUGAUGAGUAAAAUGUCGACUAAUGACAAGUUGACCCUUGAUCAGGAGCAAAGCACCAGAGCUCUGGUGUUGAACACAUUCACACGCAGUAUCCUCUUGUGUGACCAAGAGGUGGAUUAUGAUGAAGUAUUGUCUCUCCGCAUUGUUUCAUUUUUGAUGGAUAACCAUGAAGAGGUGUUGCGUCCACCACAAGAUCUUAGUGUUCUUGUGCACCGCAAGCUCUCCCAGAUUCAGCGGAGUAAGAUUGUGUAUGGUUCCACAAUAGAAGAUAGGGGCAUGACACUCACUUACUGCCGUCAGGUAUCAAAAGCUGAAUACGAACGCCAGUGCCUGACAGGCUCCCAACAGUUCCUUGCACAACUACUUGAUCAAAUUAUUGACAAUGACAAAAUAUCUGCAAAGUCAAAAAAGAAGAAACUUAAAGACUUCAAGUCACUCUACCCUGAUGUAUACAAGGCAAAAUUCCCAGAGGAGGACCAUAAGCCUGAAACCCGUAGCAAAGUGCGAAGUUUGAUCAAGUUGGCCUCUUUCUCUUCGCUGGGUAAGGGACGUUCAUUGAGAAUGUGAAAACCGUAUAGAGAAUUAACCAAAGAUGGAAGUCUGCCAAGACCACCAUUGGGAUUAUUAGUGCCAUAUUAGAGAUGAGAUUUUAACACUGGUGAUGAAUAUUCUUGUAAGCCUCAAUAAUAUCGAUGUACAUAAAUUUAUAUCCUCUAAAGUAAUUAUUCAUUUGAGGGGUUCAACUUGAGAAGUUUAAAUGUGCUUGCAUUUUAUUUGAAGUGAACUUAUAACUUUUUCAGUAGUGUGGUGCAAUCUUUUACUUAUAAGGAAAGAGCAAUAUCUGGACCUCAGGAAUGUUUACAAUUGGCACAAGGUUUUAAAUGGUCUUUCACGUUUGUAUAUAUUUUAUAUAAAAUACAGUAUGCUACAGUAAUUUUUUAUAUAAUAUUUUCUAAAUAUUAAGCAUUUGUGAUAUUGUUUUAAUAGAUUAUUUAUUUUUUGUUCAUAUUAAAAGCCUUCAUUGGUCUACUAUUUUAUUAAUUUUGUAUUUCUUGUUUCUCUCGUAGAAAAAUAUUUGACUAAUCUUGUAUCAGUCAUCAAAUUAUAUGAAUCAUACAAUAAUAUUGAAUGAUUUUAUUGGCUGUUUUUCUAUGUUUAGUCUUCUGAUUUGUUAUCUCUAAGAUAGAAGUAAUGAAAAUAACGCUUUUCUGUCAUAUAUGUACAGUAUGUAUGAAUAUGGUUAUAAAAGAAUGGUAUUACUCACCACAUUUAUUUAAAGAAGUUUAUGAAUGUUCAGUAUUAUUUUGAUUUAUUCUUAGAAGGGAUUUGAUAGCAUCUAUUUUCAAAACAUGCAUAUUAUACGAGCAUAGUAUAUGAGCACAAUAAUGUAUAUGUGCUUGAAUUUGUGAUUGUCAGUUUUAAAUGGAUGAAGUAUAAGCAAAUUCAACAUUAGUUAAACAUUAAACCCCAUUAAAAAGGGCCGUGACCAAAAUUAGUACAGUACAUUAUAUGUUCUUGAUUCCUUGACAUAAACUUUUGACAAAUGCCACAUAUGAAUAAUUAUCAUUGCUAAUGAUAAUUUUCCUAAAUGAUGAAUGAGUGCAGUGUAUUUAUGCUGUUGUGUAUUAAAACAAAUUUUAUCAACUAAAAUAUCACUUUUGUA
This is a messenger RNA of Procambarus clarkii (red swamp crayfish), 4862 nucleotides long. RefSeq names its product DEP domain-containing protein 1A. The record is from RefSeq and is a predicted model, not a curated record. Gene Ontology annotation, biological process: intracellular signal transduction. Lineage: Eukaryota; Metazoa; Arthropoda; Malacostraca; Decapoda; Cambaridae.